Cucumis melo (muskmelon) is the source of this 897-nucleotide messenger RNA. RefSeq lists its product as uncharacterized. Bases 505 to 684 code for a protein of 59 amino acids. The record is from RefSeq and is a predicted model, not a curated record. The transcript has 3 exons. Lineage: Eukaryota; Viridiplantae; Streptophyta; Magnoliopsida; Cucurbitales; Cucurbitaceae.
GAUCGACGGAUUUCAAACACAGAGAGAUGGUUGGAAUGCGGAAUACCGAGAUGAGCGAAACAAAGUCGUUUCAUUAGCGGUGUUGUUUUAGGGUGUUUUGGUGUUUUUGUUUUGCAAAAGGUUAGGGCAAUAUGGUGAUUUCAUCUUCUUAUUAUGUAAACGGAGUAUCAAUUAGCAUUUUUCGAGAAAAAAAGGGUCAUUUCGCAAAUUGGACCGAUCGAAUGGGUCAUACUCAUACAGACAAAUUUACCAAAACAAUCGUGCCUUCUUUUCUUUUCUACAUCUAUUUCUAAUUCAGCGCCCCUCCCCAGCUACUGCAUCGCCUCCGCCGCACGCUGCAGUCAGCCGCCGCCGCUCCUACCUGAAAUAGUCUCACCGUCUGCACCCACCUUCUGAACAACUCGCCGGCAUCUCCCUCCCUCUCACAGCCUCACCUCUCCGGGAAAUCAUAGUUAUUUAAACUCUCUCAAUCCCCAAUCCCUGCUGUUGUAUUUGCAGAAGGAUAUGGGAGGCAGAGGAGUCAUUGGCGACAAAUGGUCCUCGAGGGUUCUCUGGCUUUGUGCUCUAGGAAGUGCAAUCGGUAUGUAUAUGGUUGCUCAAGAAAGACGAUUACAGAACAGGCAAAGAAUGUUGACUGAGAGUCUUAAAGAUGUGGAAUCUGGAGGAAAUGUUGAAAAUGUUUAGGCCCUUUAGAGCGUUGUUGAAUUGUGAGCUCCAGAGUAUGAAGAUUAUGCGUUUUCAAAUUGCUUCCAUCCCUUAUGGUGGCUACAACUCAAUAGUGUGCGUUUCCAACCAUGUGAAAUAAUUAGAGCUAUGAGCGAUGAACUUGGAUUUUUUUUGAAUUCAUGGAAUACAAUAAUUUUACCAAGUCAAUAUCUAGUGGUCCAUUUUGAGAAA